This is a messenger RNA of Fraxinus pennsylvanica, 957 nucleotides long. Lineage: Eukaryota; Viridiplantae; Streptophyta; Magnoliopsida; Lamiales; Oleaceae. The record is from the annotation of a GenBank genome assembly.
AUGGCUGAGAAAUGUGAUGAUUUAGGGUUGAGUUUGAGUUUGAGGUGCCCACAGAAUGAGAAUCCGCCGCCUCAGCGACUGGCGCCACCACCACCUCCACCUCCACCUCCUCCGUUUCCGUUGAAUCUGUUGCAAUCUCCUUUGGCUUUCAUGCAGCGGCAGAAUCAGAAGUCUUCAAGCAGUGAUCCGUUUCAAUUAUCUGCUGAUAGGCAUGUUGAGGGUAGAUCUUUUCUCCGAGGGAUUGACAUGAAUAAACCAAUAACUGUAGCAGACCUUGAGGAAGAUGUGAUGGUUUCAUCACCAAAUAGUACAGUUUCAAGUGUGAGUGGGAAGAGGAGUGAGAGAGAAGAGAACGAGGCAGAGAGGGCCUCGAGUUCUAUGGAGGUGGAGGAGGACGGUGGCGAUGCUGCAGGGAGGAAGAAGCUCCGGCUGACUAAAGAACAAGGGGUGGUGCUUGAAGAGACUUUCAAGGAACAUAACACACUCACUCCGAAGCAAAAAUUGGCUUUGGCGAAACAGCUAAAUCUGAGACCAAGACAAGUGGAGGUGUGGUUUCAGAACAGGAGGGCAAGGACAAAGUUGAAGCAAACAGAGGUAGAUUGCGAGUAUCUAAGGCGUUGCUGUGAAAAUCUGACAGAGGAAAAUAGGCGAUUGACGAAGGAGGUGAACGAGCUGAGAGCACUGAAGCUCUCUCCACAAUUUUACAUGAAUAUGUCCCCUCCUACUACCCUUACCAUGUGUCCUCAGUGUGAGCGUGUAGCUGUCUCGUCGGCCUCAUUAUCUGCUGCCACAUCUUCAGCAACUCGCCAAUGCAAUCCGGUAGUGCCUCACCACCAACGGCCAAUUCCCAUUACCUCAUGGGCUGCCAUGAUUCCAUCUCAACCACUUGAUGCCCCGCACAAAAAUUCGACAGAGCCAGAAAUGGUUGAUUCUAAUCCAGUUCGCUUCUUGCCUUAA